This is a messenger RNA of Micropterus dolomieu (smallmouth bass), 6331 nucleotides long. RefSeq names its product inactive ubiquitin carboxyl-terminal hydrolase 54-like. The record is from RefSeq and is a predicted model, not a curated record. The coding region runs from base 1 to 3840 and encodes 1279 amino acids. The transcript is spliced from 14 exons. NCBI's taxonomy places the organism in Eukaryota, Metazoa, Chordata, Actinopteri, Centrarchiformes, Centrarchidae.
AUGACCUCUCAGUCCGCCCGACGAGCCUCGGCCCCGGGCGUAAAAUCUCGCAACGGCUCCUCCUCCUGCCCUGUCGGCCGAGCUCCGCAGCAGCAGCAGCAGCAGCAGCAGCAGAUCGGUCCCAAGUGGAAGGACGUGGUCUCACGCUGCAUCAAGGGCCACUACCAGCCGCUGCUACUGCUGUACGCCGACCCGCGGGGGACGCCGGUGUCGGUCCAGGACCUGCCCUCGCGCUUCGACCUCCACCACCUCAACAAGGCUUGUUACGACAGCGAAGAUUCGGGCCGCGAGCAGUCCAUCUCCAGCGACACUCGCACCGAUUCGUCGACGGAGAGCUACUCAUACCGACAGCCCUCCCACUCGCACCAUGAGUCCCUGGCCAGUCACUACUCCUCUGACUCCCAGGGAACCGUCAUCUGCACCGAGCGCCCAGACGGACCGCUGCACGCCUCGCUCUGCAGCCUGGAUACCAUAGGCCACGUGACGGACAGUGAGCAGCACCAGUCUCUGAGGAAGGGAGGCGGGGCCGGGGAUAGGAGGCGGAGCUCUAGCCGGCACCGGCGAUCUAAACCUGACCACGAAGCCUCGUCGGCCGGUUACCACAGCGAGGGAGAGACCUUAAAGGAGCAGCAGGUUCCUCGUCACCUCCCCAAACCUUCCUCCUCCUUCUCAUCCUCAUCAACCAGUCGCCUCCGAGACUUCAAGGAGACCAUGAGCAACAUCAUCCACAGCCGACCCCUCUCCUCCUCUUCCUCCUCCUCUUUACCAGCUGCCGUCCUCUCUGAAAUCACCUCCUCCACCAUCAACCACCACCUCCCCGCCAGCACCGCCGCUUCCUGCUCCUCCUCCAGUAAGCUCCAUGACUGGGAGGCCGACAGCACCAGCAGCGAGUCCAAGUCCAGUUGCUCAGGGGGAGCAGGGUCGGGGAGGUACCGGCCGGCAUGGAGGCCACGAAGGGAGGUGCUCAACAUCGACAGCAUCUUCAGCCGCGAGAGGCGAAGGCAGGCGGGAUACAGCCCGCUCGGCGCCUCCCUGCAAGACGACUGCAGAGCUCCGGCCUCCGAAGGAGCAGACGCCUCCUUCCCAGCCCAGGAGGAGGUCAAGUCUGUCAGACCUGGCUCCUCCUGGACUCUCCCCACUACCUCCAACAGCCACAGGGCGGGUGGAGAUGGACCAGGGGUUGGAAGGGGAAGUACAGGAGGUGUUAGAGGAGGGGCAGACCUGCCUCCUCCACCUCCUCCUCCUCCCAGGCUGAUCCAGAGGAUGGAGAGCGGAUACGAGAGCAGCGACAGGAACAGCAGCAGCCCGGUCAGCCUGGACCUGAACCUGGGAGACAGGGAGUGUGCUGUGAAAAAGCCUUCAUCCUCCUCUUCGUCAGGACCGUCAUGGAGGAACAUCCGGUCGAAGAGCAGUGGAGCUCUGCUGCAGGACCUCAGCUCAUCCGGCAGGGGGAGCCUCGCGCCCCCUGCAGGCCGAAGCGAGCUGGACGAGCUGCAGGAGGAGGUGCAGAGGAGAGCGAGGGAGGAAGAGCAGCAGCGACAGCAGGAGAAGGAGAGGGAGGCGGCGCUCGGCUUCAACCCGCGCCCCAGCAAGUACCUGGACCUGGACCAGCUGCAGAUCCAGGGUAAAGGCGACAGCUUUGAGCGGUGCGUGUCGGAGGCGGAGCUUCUGCUGGACCAGUCGGUGCGUCUGGAGCAGGCGGGCGAGGUCGCCGCUGCGCUGUCGGCGGUCAACGAAGCAGUCUCCAAACUGCAGCUGGUGGCGGCUGAGGGCGGAGCUAGUAGUCACAGCCGGCUGCAGCGCUGCAUGAGGAGAGCCCGCAGCCUGCAGCAACGCAUGCAACUGCAGCAGCAGCAGCAGCAGCAGCAGGACUCAGAGGCAGGCAGACAGCCGCCGCAGCAACAACAGGAGGAGGGGCAGCAGCUCCGGGAACAGCCCAGUGAAAAGCCUCUCUCGCUCCAAAUACUUCUGACAGAGAGACAGGGCGACCAAUCAGCUGCCUGUAAGGACCAGCAGGUCCCGCCUCUCUCUCCCUGCCUUGUUAAGCCCCUCCCUCCCAAAAUGAAUUCAGUGUCUGACCCCGCCUCCAGUGCCGGGGCCCUUAUAGCUUCACCGAGGCAGGACAGCAGGUCUGCCGACCCCUGCUCUCACAUCAGGAAACCCCUAACCAACACCAGGUCCCUCCCUGCUCUGUGCGUGGACACCUGGGAGCAGAGCCCACUAGGCGUCUUGGCCCCACCCCCUCCACCUGAGGAGCCGGACCAUCCCCCCCAGUGGGCCAGAACGCCUCCUGUCUCCAUCUCAGCACAGGCUCCACCCAAGCCAUACCCCCGAACCCCGUCGCCUGUUGGCACCUGCGACAGGCGUCCUCUGAUGGAGGAGGAGCCAUAUUACACAAGACACCCACAGGCCACGCCCCCUGCGUCUAACCCCGUCUCCAGACCAUCCCCGCCCCAUUCCACCUACCCAGCCAGGAACUGGUCCUGCUUACACCUGGACCGACCUGAUGUUGUUGAUUCUCCCGUAGACCUGCCAGUCAGCUCGCACCUUUACUCCCCAGACCCCCCUUCCAACACCCUCCCGCCUCCUGCAAGCCGGCCCGGUCUGCCCUCCUCGCCGCCCCCCAGCCAGGACUUCAGAUCCGCCCUGCCUGUGGAGUGCUGGGCAGAAAACGUCAACCGAUACUACGACUCCCAGAACGCAACAGAAGGCGACGGAGCGGCGGCGCCCGACGAGGAGCUGUCGGAGCUGGACUCUCUGUACCAGGCCAGUCUGCUGGCUCCCAGCGUGCACCGGGGCAGCCGUGGAGUCAGUCCUCAGCCAGUCAGCAACAAGCCAGGUGUGAGGAGAAUGCUGUCAGGAUCUGGACGGUCCAAAACGCCGACGGCUGAGAUUGAGCGAUUCGCCUACAGAACACCGGUUGCACCUGUUCAUAAGCAGCCGUCAGGUGAAGACGAGAGCUACAGCGCAGAAAACCUGCGACGCAUCGCCCGCAGCCUGAGUGGAACAGUCAUCGGGUCUCGACCCCAAAACCUCGGCCCCUCCCACAGCUGCGACCCCUCUGUGUCCAGGCCCCCCCUCAGACACGCCGACCUUCACUCCUCCUCCUCCCUCCUCCGUCGCCCCAGCACCUCCUCCCUGCACCUCCCUUCCUCCUCCUCCACCUCCCUCAUUACAGAUCACUCCCACCACCACCAACCCCGACACCACGGCCCCUCAGCUCCUGCACCUCCUCCGCCGCACCCCCCCUCGCAGACAUCACGGCCCCCGAGCUCGGGCCUCUCUUCCUGGGGACACUCAGGUGUCCAGCAGCAGUUUCUGGUUGUGUCUGACCGGCGUCCGGCUGUCUCAGGUCAAAGCCUCCACAGCGUCGCGCUGAGUUACGGCACUCUGCCCCGGGCUCCUCGCCGAGCCCCGCCUCCCUCCAACACCGCCUCCCUCCCCAGGCCCAGAGUCUCCUCCGGUCCGGCCCCCCUGCCGGCUCCACAGAAUCUGUACGCCACCCUGUCUCACCCUCGCCGCUCAGCCAACACCGCCUCUAACGGUCACUACCGGCAACCAUCGCUGCCCGGCAACGCUCCGCAGCACCUCGGCCCCCCGCAGCCGCUCCGCCUGGACAUGCCCCCUGAGAGCGACUGGCGCCGUGACACGGACUACGGGACCGUCCGACCCAGCUCCUCCUGGGACCCCCGCACCGCACGCCUCCGCCAGCCCCCCCCGGCCCGGCCCCGCAGGGACCCCCAGCUCUGCUCGCUCUGCCAGCAGCUUCCCGCGGAGCCGUCCCGUCCCUACUGCCUGUCCUGUGGCGCCUACGUGGCUCGGUUCCGCCCGGCCAGCUGAUCAGACCCCCCCCCCCCCUUUUAUUUUAAAGCUUUUCUUCUGUUCCACAAGUCUCGUAUCCGUCGCCACGAGCUCCACGGCGAGGAUCCAGACAGACGGAACGUGACGUCUCUGUAUUUAAAAUGUGCCAACACGUUAGUGGAUAAAACUCUCUGAUUGGCUCCGAUCAUCAGGCGGGAGACACGACAAGCCGCAGCCACACAGACGCACCUGCACUGAUGCAGGAGGUGAUUCUGACCCGGGGCGGGACGGCGACCUGCUAACCUGCUGUCUGUUCAGAAUACUGAGACCGGUAAUCAAUAAAUUAGUCGGGAGCUCUUAUUACUCACUUUAUCCACCGGGUGUCAGAUCAACAUAAACAACAUGUUUAUUUAAGGCUCAGUAUUUAACUCGGCUGAUCUUCCAGGUUCAGUUUCUUACGUGAUGAUGAACGGAGUGCGUUUGGGUUUUGGACUGUCGGUCGCCUCUCGUGUUUGAGGACGUCGUGAUCCUCAUUUUCUGACAUUCUUCAAACCAAACGAUUAAUUUGAUAAUUCAUGAAAAGAGUCUGCGGUCUCGAUGUGCGUCUUACCGGGUCAGCGCCGACAGAAGACGCUCAAACCGCUUCCUCAAAGAUAAAACGAUCAGCUCUACUUUUUUUUUCAGUUCGUUUUGUCCUCGUUGCGUUCAAACCUCUGGCUGCAGCUGAGCAUUUUUCACAACCAUCAAACAGAAAUUGUGUUUUUCGACUUUUCACGGAAUACUUCCUGCUCUUAUACUUAAAUUAUUUGGUCAUGAACUAAAGUUAAUAGUUCAUAAUUUAGCGAGUCUAAAAUCUACACACAACACCCUGUUUCUAUUUUAAAUGUGCCAGCUUUUAUUUUGAAAGCAUGUUUCAGUGUUUUUAUAAUGAAGUUGCUUCGUGAUCAUUUCUAAAGAUGCACAGACUCAAACAGCUGCUGGACUAGCCGAUCUUUCAAUUCAGUUUUGCAGGUACUGCUUGUAGACCGGAACACUUUUUGUUUUACAAAGCAAGGAAGAAAUGUUCAAGUCAAGCUCGACGUUUCCGUGCACAUUAAAGAAUGACUCCCAGUGAGGGAAUACAGCUUAUUCAUUUGACCGAAGAAUCGGAUCAGGGCUCGCCCUCGCUCUGCGAUCAAAGCCCCGGAUCGGUGCGUCACUCACAAAGUGCUGAACGUUUCAUUAGGGGUCAAACAGUGAUUUCAUCUGACCAACAGUCUAAACACAAACACAAAUCCACUGCUUCACAUCAGUGAAGCUGGAAGCAAGAGAACUUUUGCGCGGUUUAUCUGUAAAAAAACACAAACAAAACAAGAACGAUCGACGCAGAUGAUCGACGAGUCUCUUCAGCCUUCGGAGGGUUGAAUCUGACAGCAGGUGGGAAAAGGAGAAUAGGCGGCCGGGAGCAGAGUGUUAGUGAACAGACGGCAGCUGCGCAAACCUCAACAGGAAAUGAAGGACAGCGGAGACACGACAGGAAGGAGAAGAGGAGCUUUUGAAGGAGUUGGUCUCUCGUUUGAAUAUAAAUCUACUCUACUUAUUACUCUAUUUAUUUUUGUAGGCUUGUCAGACUGAGUUGUGCGUAGAUGAAUCUAUUCUACCUGCCUAACAGGAAUAUACUCUCUCCUAUAGACCUGAUCUAAUUUUCUAAAGGCAGUUAGCCGCCUUGUUUGGGAUGUGGAGCCUUCUUAUAUUGUACACGAGGCUGAUUUCUGUCUUCUCAGAGCGCAUUUAGAUUAUUAACAAAGCUUUUAUUUUGACAGAGUUGCAGCUAAUAUUUAGCAUGACGUAUCAUAGCCUUGAGAGAUUCGCUCGACGUCGGUGUACUUCUAUCGUAAUCAUGAUAUAUAUGCAGAUCUGUUUUAGUGCAGCGACUCGACUGCAUGUAACUCUACUUUAGUGCACUUCAGAAGUGUUGACGAUAGAUUUCUUUCAUGUGCUCGUUGCCGGUUUCCUUUUGACAUCUCUCCCGUUGUUCAGGGAGACGCUUCUUUACACGUAGGAGCUCGUUUUUGUACUUUAGAUGAUGAAGGAAUGUGACUUCUGCAGAGUUGAUCUUUCCUAUACUGCCAAGAACCCGGGGCUGACCCCGCCCGCCUGGUACUCCAGGUGAGCUAAAGCAAACAAACCCAAGUCUGGUCUGAAGUCUGAGUCCUUUCACCUGCCGUCGCUCUGCAGAUUACACUUAAAGCUCGGAGGAGCUGAACAGGAUUCGAUCAUUUCGUCGCUCCAAACCAAAAUUCAACCUCUCACCUGGCGGGAAGUCUUCUUUUCAAAAUAAAUUUAAUUUAGACCAGACCUGAGUUCACAGUGAUGAUGAUGAUUCAAGUGAAGAGAAGUUAUUUUUUCACCAUGUCGAACUUGUGUUUUUGACUUUUUGCUUCGCCAGAUUUAAUUUUGUUUUUUUUGUUUUUGGGUAUAUUUUUGAUGCUUAUUUUUCUACACUGUAGACUUAACAGAGAUGAUACGAUGAUUAAAAUGUUUAAAGGUU